AGACUAAUCUAGUGGCAGCCCUGUUUAGGCUCAACGCAACUGUCUAUUUACAUACGGACCGAGCCAGGCAUACGUUAUUAUCGACAUUGAGAGUGCUGUGUAUACACGUGUCUAUGUCAAGUACAAGUGUUAUUAUUUAGCACGUACCGCGACUUACAUUGUAUACGUGUGUACGUCGGCCUUUACAUCAUUGCAACAACCGAGGAAUAUUGCGUUAUCAUAUAUUGUUGUCACUAGCAUUUGACUUAUAUAGUAUAUAUAGGGAGACUAAGUUUUAGCUAGCUAAGAUAGGUUUGCGUCGACAGCCGAACUGUAUCACACAGAUACAAAGCUCACCACAUAGGAAAAACCUUCACUUCCGUCUAACAAAAUAUGGAGGAUAUAAAAGAUCAUCUUCGUGACGACUUCCAACAGUUGAAGGAGACGCUUGGACCGAUGCUGGAAUACGUCACACCAACAUCCGCUCUGGUCGGACUCGUGGCUGGUCUGUCAGUCUAUUGGCUGAUAAAGCGGAGCAAGUACAACCUUCCACCAGGACCUACACCAAUACCUCUAGUCGGCAACUACAGCCUGAUGGGGGACAGAGACAUCCACGAGAACUGCGUGAAACUGUCACAGAAGUACGGUCCUGUCAUCACUGUGUACAUGGGAACGCCCCCAAUUAUCAUUGUAAAUACAAUCGAAGCUGCAACGGAAGUCUUGGUUAAGAGUAAGGCGGAAUUUGCAGAUCGUGUAGAGUUUACAUCAGGAAACAAACUUUCGGAAGGUGGAAAGGACAUUGCAUUCGCGCAGUAUACCCCUACAUGGAAACUCCACCGGAAGAUCGCAGGUUCCGCUCUCAGAACAUACUUGAAGGGAGGCAAGCUGGAGGAAGCUAUUCACGGAUCCCUGUCACAGGUUAUCGAGUUGUUUGAGAACUUGAAGGAAGAACCUUUUGUUCCCCACUCCUACAUAGAUCUUGCUGUUUUCAACAUUUUCCAUGGACUUUGCUUCCACAAAGUGUAUAAGUUUGACGACCCUAGAUUCAAACGCUUGGUGGGUUUAGAGAACGAACUGCUAACUGCUUUAGGAUCAGGUUUCCUAGAAGAUCUGUUUCCAGUUUUGUUGAAGAUUUGGCCAAGUAGCCGAUUCAACAAAGCAAUGCAACUGAUUAAGCCAUUUCGUAGUAAUAUUAGAGACUUUGCUGACGCGUUAAUUCUGGCAAGAAAGGAGGCAGAAAAUGACGAAGAUACGGAACUCCUAGACCAACUAACAGAGGCUCACCUGAGACAGACUCUGAAUGACAUUUUCUUUGCUGGAUUCGACACCACACGUUUCACACUACAGUGGUUCCUUCUCUAUAUGGCUGCAAAUCCUGAAGAACAGAAAAUAGCUCAGAAGGAAAUCGAUAAUGCCGUGGGACGAGAUCGUCUUCCUGGACUUGGGGAUCGAAAUGCAAUGCCCUACACCGAGGCUGUUUUACAUGAGGUCAUGCGGAUUGCAUCUGUGGCACCGCUUGGUGUCCCACAUGCGGCCAGAAACGAUUCAAAAUUAUAUGAAUACGACAUACCGAAGGGCACUAUGGUCAUGAUAAAUCACUGGGCAUUGCACAAUGAUCCUAAACACUGGAAAGAUCCCUCAAAGUUUGAUCCCUAAAGAUUUUUGGACUCUGACGGAAAUCUUGCUCCAAAACCAGUCAGUUGGCUUCCAUUUUCCGCUGGAAGGCGGGUAUGUCUAGGAGAGAGUGUGGCGAAACCGGAACUUCAUCUCAUCUGCGCAACUAUUCUCCAACAGUUUGAAAUCAUGCUUCCACCAGGUGUCACUGCCGACUUCAGUCCAGAUAUCAGUGGUAUUGCGGGGUAUACAGCUAACCAUUACAAAAUCGUGGUAAAAAAGAGGUCUUAAACGAACUAGAAGGGUGCUGUAUGAAUCCAUCUCAACUAAGUAGAAAAGCAUGUGAAUCAAUUAAUGUCUAGAGAAAUAAAAUACCAUUCUUACACUGGGUUGGAGGAAAAGCUGUAAAAAAAACCAUAUGUCAAAUUAAAUAGAAUGUGAUUCAAUUAGGAUCAUAAAUAUCAAUAACAAUAUCAAUAAACUUCAUAUCUGUUACAACUUUUCAAAUGUACAAUUUGUAUCUUUUAAACAAGAUGGUAGAUUAUCUUAUCUGCGACUGCAGUAAAACAACUGUUGAAUUGCUUUGCUUUUUCCCUUUCAUAGAAAUUUUUCAUCAUCAACAAUAAUCAUUGUAAUUACGGAAGAUGAUUGUUAAGGCGGCACUUUUACGAAUACCUUUCCAGUGCUUAUCAAUGGUAUCCAUGUUAUUUUCGAUAGCACUUUUAUAAUACGUGGCUUUUGCCUCCUUCAUCAACUUAGCAACAUGAUUACCAUGUUUUUUGAGUCGGUGGUCAAGUUCACCGUUACGUUUUAAUUUGUCUCUCAAUUUUAUGUUUCCUAUAAUAUCACCAUCAAACCGUUCAAGCUGUUAGGGCCGACUUGAUCUCCUUUGAGGUUUUGGCGCAUGUUUAUCUAUGACAUUCAAGAACGAUGUUUUCCAGGCGUCCAAAGCAACGUUUACAUAUGUAAAUGUUUCAAUCACUGACGAGAGGAAAUGAGAAAGAUCGUUAAAAAAAACCUGCUUUUUCAAAGAUUUCGAAACAUAUAUAUUUUUUUCGAUUUUUUUUCUUUUUUUUUCUUUUGGAUUUGCUAUUAAUUAUAUUUGUUUGAAAAUUGAAUACUACAUUAACAUAUCCAUGACUGCAUUAUCUUCCAGACAACACUCGCUGGUUGUUUAAAAUUGAUGUCAACAUUACAAACUCGUGAAAUGACAAAACCCUUUCCCUUUUAAAAAAAUGCAUGGACAAAUAAUUCACGAAAUAAGCUGAUCACGAGAAGGGACUUGCACUUGUUAUGUACAAAUGAGCGAAGCACGAAAAUUCACAAGAACAUUAUAUGUUUCGGUAUUUCCAUUUUGUUUAGGUUUUUUUUUAAUGUUGUUUACAUUUGUUUAAGAAUUAAAUACUACAUAUUGC
Molecule: messenger RNA, 3008 nt
Organism: Mizuhopecten yessoensis (Yesso scallop)
Lineage: Eukaryota; Metazoa; Mollusca; Bivalvia; Pectinida; Pectinidae
Product: steroid 17-alpha-hydroxylase/17,20 lyase-like
Exons: 12
Biological process (GO): hormone biosynthetic process; progesterone metabolic process
Molecular function (GO): steroid 17-alpha-monooxygenase activity; iron ion binding; heme binding
Source: RefSeq, a predicted model, not a curated record